AUAAUAAUAUGUUUGGGAAAUUCAUAAUUUCUACAAUUACCAUUGUGAUUCUAUCUUCUUUUGUUUUUAUUUACUAAAGUAUUCCAAAUUAUCAAGGAGAAUGGUCAUCUUAACAUAUUAACAAUGAUGUUAAGUAAAAUUACCAACAAAUUAUUUUAGGAUAUAUCGAGAUAAAACUUAUGGUAUACCUCAUAUACAUUCAAAAACAUUAAAAGAAGGAUAUUAUGGAUUAGGAUUUGUACAUGCUUAAGAUAGAUUAUGGUAAUUACACUUAAGAAGGUAAUCAUUAGAUUACAUAUAUUUAGAAUGUCCUCAUAAGGUAGAUUAAGCGAGAUUUUUGGAUUUCGCUAAGAUAUCCUAAACAUAGAUAAGUAUAUAAGAAAUUUAGGUUAUCUUGAAUCAUGUAGAAGAAUAGUUGAAAAACUGAGUGAAGAAGCCAAAGUUCAUUUACAAUCUUAUGCAGAUGGAAUUAAUGAUGGUGUAAAAUCAUUAUAAAUGCUACCAAUAGAAUUUAAGAUUUUGGGAGUAUAAUUUUAAGAUUGGGAAAUACUUGACAGUGUGGCAUUUAUCAAAUUAAUGUCUUUAUUGAAUGUUAAUGAUAUGUUUCAUGAAUUUAUGAGAACAAAGUUUGAUGAAUUAUAUGGUAGAGAACUUGCAAACAUCUUAGGAUCUGUUGGACCUCAUAACUAAUUUGAUUCAGAUGUUACAGAAGUUUAAGAAAAAGAAUGGGUUUAAUUUAUGCAAACCAAUAAUGUUUCAUACAAUAAAAAAUUUGGAUAAAAUUCUAAGAGUGAAAAUGAAAAAGCAACAUAAUACAAUCUAACAGAAAUUUUAUAAUCAAUACCAGAAUAUUAUUCUAAUUAUAUAUUCCCAACCUUAAAGGCAUCUAAUGCUUGGGUUAUAAGUGGGAAUCAUACUAAAAGUGGGAGACCUCAUUUAGCAAAUGAUCCUCAUUUAGAUAAUAAUAUUCCAUCAUAAUGGUAUUAAGCAGAAAUUUAUUUUCAGAUGGAAAAUCAAGAAUAUAAUUUUAUAAUAGGUGGAACACUUCCUGGAUUGCCAUUUAGUUUGAGUGGAAGAAGCAAAUACUUAGGUUGGGGAUUGACUACUUUAUAUUCUGAUGGAGGAGACAUUUAUGAAGAAGAGAUUCUUUAAAAAGAUAAUGAAAAUUUAUUAUACAAAUUUAAUAAUGGCUGGAUUCCUUGUAAAAAAACGAUAGAGAUCAUAAAAAUAAAAGGUUUAGAAGAUUAAUCUAUAACAAUUUUUCAUACUCAUCAUGGUCCAAUUAUGUAAUAUUAUAUUGAGAACAGUAAAUUAAGAGAUCAUAAUGGUCAUUUUUAUUCAUUAUAAUCUAUAGUUCAUAUAGAUGAUUACUAAUCAUUUGAUGGUUUUAUUCAUUUCGCUUAAGGAAAGGAUUUAAAGUAAAGUAUGGAAUUUUUGAAAAAUAUUUGUUAUCCUAAUAAUGGAAUGGUAUUCAUAAGUCAUGAUAAUCAUAUUGGUUAUUUAUCUACAGGAAGAUUGGUUAUAAAGGAGGGACAUCCAGAUGAGAAUGCAUAUGUUAAGAAGAACAAUAAAGAAUGGAUUAGAUAUGUACCAUACUAAGAAAUUCCAAUGAUUAUUGAUCCUGAAAAAGGAUAUAUUGUUGUUGCAAAUAAUAAAUUUAUACCAGAUAAUGAAUUAAGUUGGAAUUCACAACCAACAAGCAGAGCAAGGAGAAUAAAUGAUUUAAUUACUUAAAUGAUAAAAAAUGGUUAGAAAUUUUCUGUUUUAGAUCAUAUAAAAUUUUAAUCAGAUACAUAUGAUAGUUAUGCUUGUAACACAAAAGAAGAAUUAAUUUAAUUGCUGAAAAAAUAUGAUAAAAAGAAGGAAUUAAUAAACGAAAUUGUAAUAUUAGAAAAUUGGACAUGUAAAUGGGAUUAAGAAUCUUCAGGUGCUUUAUUGUAUGGAGUAUUCGAGUAUUUUUAUUCAUUCAAAUUCCAUUCUUAAUUAGAUGAAGCAGUUAUAAAAUAAUGGAACAAUUUUUAUAUUUUUGAUUCCUUUCAUUUUAAAAAUCUUAUUGAUAUGAAUAAUGCAUAACCUAAUGAUUAAAUUCUUAAUUAACCAUAUUGCAAUGGUUAAGUAUAAGAUAAAUGUGCUUUGAAUUUAGUUGAAUCAUUAAGAGAAGCAAAAUAAUUUAUAAAUGAAAAAUUUGGUAAUCAAACAAUAGAUUGGAAAUGGGGAUCAUUACACAAUCAAGUUUUUCCACAUGCAUUUUCUAAAACACUUCUCGCUUUCAUUUUUGAAAGAAGAAUUCCUUAUUCAUCAAAUAGAAGAGCAGUGGGAGUAUCAUCUUAUGAUUUAGAUGGAUCUUUUAAUGGUAAAACAGGAUCUAAUUAUAAAUAAAUUAUAUCAAUGGAUCCAGAAGAAUCAAAUUUCUUUGUAAUUGAUACAGGAAUUAGCGGAAACCCAUUUAGUAAAUUGUAUACAAAUUAAAUGGAUAUUUGGAAAUAAAAUAAAUAUGUAAAGAUGAAGUUUGGAAAUAGAACAGAUUAUGAUUUAUUAUAUGUUAUACAUCCAAAUUGA
Molecule: messenger RNA, 2559 nt
Organism: Paramecium sonneborni
Lineage: Eukaryota; Ciliophora; Oligohymenophorea; Peniculida; Parameciidae
Source: the annotation of a GenBank genome assembly